AUGAGUGAAAACAAAGUCUCUUUGCAUCCGGAACCAAAGAAAUGGAAGGCUCCCAAGGGACCAAAACCCGUUCACCAUAAGAACAAGAACCUUAUUGGUUUGGGAAGAGCGAUCGCUAAACAGAGACGAACAGAAAAUGCUGUUGAAUUCUUGCCCGAUGGCGAAAUGCGUUUUACAACAGACAAGAAGGAAGCAAAUUGGGUGAAGUUAAGAUCUGUGACACAAGAAAACUCUUUGGAUGAGUUUUUGAAUACCGCAGAGUUGGCUGACCAAGAUUUUACAGCAGAAAAGUAUCAGCAAGUCAAGAUCAUCAAGGUGGGAAACACAUCUCUCGUGAACCAGUCUGGAUUGUUGACCGAGGAGGAAAGAAUCGAAUUACGUAAGAAACACCAAAUCUUCGAGAACAAGUUGACAAUUCCUAAGAGGCCAAAAUGGUCGAAAGAUCAACUGAAGUUUCAAAUCGAAAGACAGGAAAACUUGGCCUUUUUGGAAUGGAGAAGAGAGUUGGCGUCUUUGAGUGAAAACAAUGACUUGUUAUUGACUCCCUUCGAAAGAAACAUUGAAGUUUGGAGACAGUUAUGGAGAGUUGUUGAAAGAUGUGACUUGAUUGUGCAGAUCGUGGAUGCCAGAAAUCCAUUGUUUUUCAGAUCUGUUGAUUUGGAGAAGUAUGUCUCGUCUUUGAGCAGGCCGGAAGAAAACCAUGAGAAGCGUAAUUUGCUUUUAGUUAACAAAGCUGAUUUGCUUACUCGUGCGCAAAGAAUUGAGUGGGCCAAAUACUUCAAGAGUAAACAAAUCAACUACGUUUUCUUUUCCGCUGCUAACGCCAAUAUGUUGUUGGAAAAGGAGCUCGAGGAGGCGGAGAAGAUGAAGAAUGACCCAACAUAUGUUCGCGAGACUCCAGCCAGUAUUCAAGAUCAAGAGGAAGAAGAGGCUGAUAUCAAAAUUCUCAAGAUUGAAGAGUUGGAAGAAUUGUUCAUGACUACGGCUCCUAAGUUCGAAGUAACUCCGGACUUUCCAGAUCGUAAAUUGCAGAUCGGUUUAGUCGGAUACCCUAAUGUUGGUAAAUCUUCUACAAUUAACGCCUUAGUGGGAUCGAAGAUGGUUUCUGUUUCCGCUACUCCUGGUAAAACCAAACAUUUCCAGACUAUUUUCUUGACUCCAGAAGUCCUUCUAUGUGAUUGUCCUGGUUUAGUUUUCCCUAACUUUGCUUACGGAAGUGGAGAAUUAGUUUGUAAUGGUGUUUUACCUAUUGACCAGUUACGUGAACAUAUCCCUCCAGUUUCUCUUGUAUGUCAGAGAAUUCCUAAGUUCUACCUUGAAGCGGUUUACGGUAUUCACAUUCCAAUUCAGAGUAAGAAAGAUGGAGGAAAUGGCAUUUAUCCUACGGCACGGGAGCUUUUGAAUGCUUAUGCUAGAGCUAGAGGCUAUAUGACGCAAGGUUUUGGAAGUGCAGAUGAAUCUAGAGCUUCCAGAUACAUCUUAAAGGAUUAUGUCAAUGGAAAGUUGCUUUACAUCAAUCCGCCACCCCGUCAACUCGAAGACGGAACAUGGGACAUUCCAUCUGUUGAAGAGUCGAGAGAGUUUAAUAAGGAGCUUUACACAUUGCACACCUUGCCUGAGUCUAGACAACAACAGAUCAUUUCUGCUUUAACGUCAAAGAACAUGGAAAUUGAUGAAUUUGAUUUGGCGAGAGACUUAGCUGCUCUCAAUUUCUCCCAGCAUAUCUCCGAAUCCGAAAAUCAAAAGUUUACGGGUGACUCUACCGCAGGAGCCACAACUAAGUUUUACGGAGGAAGACAAGCAGCUUUGGAAAGUGCCGCUGAUGAUUUGGAUAGAGAUUUUUUCAAGAUGAAUAAUGUGGAAGCGAAAAUGAACACGCCUUUCCACAAAAACCAAGCAUUGGGCCGUGGCAACAAGAAACAUAACAAGAAGAACAAGAAGGCUGAGAAGAAAGUCAGGGUAGUGGGCUACUAA
Molecule: messenger RNA, 1974 nt
Organism: Clavispora lusitaniae ATCC 42720
Lineage: Eukaryota; Fungi; Ascomycota; Pichiomycetes; Serinales; Metschnikowiaceae
Gene: LSG1
Product: putative GTPase
Biological process (GO): ribosomal subunit export from nucleus
Cellular component (GO): cytosol
Molecular function (GO): GTP binding; GTPase activity
Source: RefSeq, a predicted model, not a curated record